AUGUCGUUCUCAGGCCCCGUUGGAUCGCUACCCUUACCAUCAUUCGUCCAGAACCGUCUCUUCAGCAGUACUCCUCGGACCAAGGCUCUGAGCAUCGACAAUAUCAAUCCUCAUGUCAAGGAGGCCAAGUACGCCGUGCGUGGUGAGCUGGCCAUCAAGUCCGAGCAGUACCGAGCUCAGCUGGCCAAAGGCGAAGGCAAGGACCUGCCCUUCGACUCCGUCAUCAGCGCGAACAUUGGCAAUCCACAACAGCUAGAUCAAAAGCCCAUCACGUUCUUCAGACAGGUUGCGAGUCUGGUCGAGAACCCACAGCUUCUGGAAAACGAGGAUGCCCUGGAGAAGAGCUUUGGGUAUAAGAGCGAUGUCAUCGAACGUGCAAAGAAGCUUCUGAAGGAUGUCAAGAGCGUUGGAGCCUAUUCACAGUCGCAAGGUGCUCCGGGCAUUCGCAAGAGCGUUGCAGACUUCAUUGAGAGACGGGAUGGAUACCCUGCAGACCCAGAGAGCAUCUACCUCUGCGCCGGUGCGAGUGCAGGUGUCAAUUCUCUCAUGAACGUCAUGUGCGCUGACAAGCAGAGCGGCGUUUUGGUCCCUAUCCCACAGUAUCCUCUCUACACUGCAACACUGAGCUUGUUGAACGCACACUGUGUGCCAUACUAUCUAAAAGAAGAGGACCAAUGGAGCACUGAUGUGGAAGGCAUGCGUACAGCACUCAAGGACGCUCAAAAGAAAGGCAUCAACGUUCGCGCAGUUGUGGUGAUCAAUCCGGGUAAUCCGACUGGUGGUUCUUUGGCCGCUGAAAACAUCGAAUCCGUUCUGGAGUUGGCUGCCGAAGAAAAUCUCGUGGUGCUAGCAGAUGAGGUGUACCAGACCAACGUCUUCGAGGGAGAGUUCCGAAGCUUCAAGAAGAGCUUGAGAGAAUUGCAAAAGAGUGACAAGAACAAAGAUGGCAAGUUCGAUCACAUUGAGCUUGCUAGCCUUCACAGUAUUAGCAAGGGCAUGGUCGGUGAGUGUGGACACCGUGGUGGCUACUACGAGAUGGUUGGCUUCGACCCCGAGGUAAGGAGUGCUCAAUGCACGAGACGAUCUGGGCUCCGACUAAGUGCGAAUAGGUUGUCGCCCAAAUUUACAAGUUUGUCAGCAUCAUGCUCUGUCCGCCCGUCGUCGGUCAAUGCAUAGUCGAGCUUAUGGUUAACCCGCCCAAAGAAGGAGAGCCAUCAUAUGAGCUAUAUCGCGAGGAGUACGACACUAUCUUCCACAACCUCAAGAAGCGCGCGCACGCACUGUACGAUGCCUUCAAGGAAAUGGAAGGCGUCGAAUGCCAAUACCCACAGGGAAGCAUGUACCUCUACCCAACGAUACAGCUCUCUCCCAACGCGAUCGAGGCUGCAAAGAAGGAGGGCAAGAACCCGGAUGACUUCUACUGCUUGAGAUUGCUGGAUGCCACUGGUGUGUGCAUCGUGCCUGGCUCAGGUUUUGGGCAGAAGGAAGGUACCUUGCAUUUUCGAACGACGUUCUUGGCUCCAGGUACGGAUUGGGUUUCCAGGAUUACGGAUUUCCACAAGGAGUUCAUGGACAAGUAUCGUUAG
Lecanosticta acicola is the source of this 1586-nucleotide messenger RNA. The record is from the annotation of a GenBank genome assembly. Lineage: Eukaryota; Fungi; Ascomycota; Dothideomycetes; Mycosphaerellales; Mycosphaerellaceae.